GCAGUCCGCCGCGCUCCCGCCGCCAACUUUCCAUCCCCGGGCCGCUUCCUGUCUCGCCAUUCUCGCCUGCGCUUCGGAAGAUGGCUGUUUGGAGAAGGGGGCGAAGUUAGGGGGUCGCGGCGCGGGGCGGAGGAGGGCGCGACAGCCUUGCAGGAGCGGGCGGAGGUUUCUCUUCUGCCAUCCUCUCUCAGUCAGCCAUUGCCAUCUGAGAGCAAGCUGUGACUUCGUAACGUCAACCAUCAGCCCUCCUGAUACCCACCAUGAGCUCUCCAGUGCAGCCUGAUGGGGUGGCCGGACGGGAGCAGCUCUUGGCUCAGCAGAGAAUGCACAGCAUGAUCAGCUCAGUGGAUGUGAAAUCAGAGGUCCCUAUGGGCCUGGAGCCCAUCUCACCUUUAGACCUAAGGACAGAUCUCAGGAUGAUGAUGCCCGUGGUGGACCCUGUCGUCCGUGAGAAGCAACUGCAGCAAGAGUUGCUUCUUAUCCAACAGCAGCAGCAAAUCCAGAAACAACUCCUGAUAGCAGAGUUUCAGAAGCAGCACGAGAAUUUGACGAGGCAGCACCAGGCCCAGCUUCAGGAGCACAUCAAGUUGCAACAGGAACUUCUAGCCAUAAAACAGCAGCAAGAACUCCUAGAAAAGGAGCAGAAACUGGAGCAGCAGAGGCAAGAGCAGGAAGUAGAGAGGCAUCGCCGGGAGCAGCAGCUUCCUCCGCUCAGAGGCAAAGAUAGAGGACGAGAAAGGGCAGUGGCCAGUACAGAAGUAAAGCAGAAGCUUCAAGAAUUCCUGUUGAGUAAAUCAGCAACAAAAGACACUCCAGCUAAUGGAAAGAAUCAUUCCGUGAGCCGCCAUCCCAAGCUCUGGUACACGGCCGCCCACCACACAUCACUGGAUCAAAGCUCUCCACCCCUUAGUGGAACAUCUCCAUCCUACAAAUACACAUUACCAGGAGCUCAGGAUGCCAAGGAUGAUUUCCCCCUGAGAAAAACUGCCUCUGAGCCCAACUUGAAGGUGCGGUCCAGGUUAAAACAGAAAGUGGCAGAAAGGAGAAGCAGCCCCUUACUCAGGCGGAAGGAUGGAAAUGUUGUCACUUCAUUCAAGAAGCGAGUGUUUGAGGUGACAGAAUCCUCAGUCAGUAGCAGUUCUCCAGGGUCAGGUCCCAGUUCACCAAACAAUGGGCCAACUGGAAAUGUUACUGAAAAUGAGACUUCGGUUUUGCCCCCUACUCCUCAUGCUGAGCAACUGGUUUCCCAGCAGCGCAUUCUAAUCCAUGAAGAUUCUAUGAACCUGCUAAGUCUGUAUACCUCCCCUUCUCUGCCCAACAUCACCCUGGGACUUCCAGCAGUGCCACCUCCACUCAAUGCUUCAAAUUCACUCAAAGAGAAGCACAAGUGUGAGACACAGAUGCUCAGGCAAGGUGUUCCUCUGCCAGGCCAGUAUGGCAGUGGCAUCCCGACAUCCUCCAGCCAUGCUCACGUCGCGUUAGAGGGAAAGCCCAACAGCAGCCACCAAGCUCUCCUGCAGCACUUAUUGUUGAAAGAACAAAUGCGACAGCAAAAGCUUCUUGUGGCUGGCGGAGUUCCCUUACAUCCUCAGUCUCCCUUGGCAACAAAAGAGAGAAUUUCACCUGGCAUUAGAGGGACCCACAAAUUGCCCCGUCACAGACCCCUGAAUCGAACUCAGUCUGCACCUUUGCCUCAGAGCACCCUGGCUCAGCUGGUCAUUCAGCAACAGCAUCAGCAAUUCUUGGAGAAGCAGAAACAAUACCAGCAGCAGAUCCACAUGAACAAACUGCUUUCGAAAUCUAUUGAACAACUGAAGCAACCAGGCAGCCACCUUGAAGAAGCAGAGGAAGAGCUUCAGGGGGACCAAGCCAUGCAGGAAGACAGAGCACCCUCUAGUGACAACAGCACUCGGAGCGACAGCAGUGCUUGUGUCGAUGACACACUGGGACAAGUUGGGGCUGUGAAGGUCAAGGAGGAACCAGUGGACAGUGACGAAGAUGCUCAGAUACAGGAAAUGGAAUCUGGGGAGCAGGCUGCUUUUAUGCAACAGCCACCCUUGCUGGAGACCCGGCGCACACGUGCGCUCUCGGUGCGCCAAACUCAGCUGGCUGCGGUUGGCAUGGAUGGAUUAGAGAAGCACGGACUCCUCUCCAGGACUCAUUCUUCCCCUGCAGCCUCCAUGUUGCCUAACCCAGCAGCAGACCGCUCCCUCCCGCCUGCCUCUGCCACUGGAAUUGCCUAUGACCCUCUGAUGCUGAAACACCAGUGCAUCUGUGGCAAUUCCACCACCCACCCUGAGCACGCUGGGCGAAUACAGAGCAUCUGGUCACGGCUGCAAGAAACCGGGUUGCUAAAUAAAUGUGAGCGAAUUCAAGGUCGAAAAGCCAGCCUAGAGGAAAUACAGCUUGUUCAUUCUGAACAUCACUCACUGUUGUACGGCACCAGCCCCCUGGAUGGACAGAAGCUGGACCCCAGGAUACUCCUAGGUGAUGAUUCUCAAAAAUUUUUUUCCUCGUUACCUUGUGGUGGACUUGGGGUGGACAGUGACACCAUUUGGAAUGAGCUGCACUCGUCCGGUGCUGCACGCAUGGCUGUUGGCUGUGUCAUCGAGCUGGCUUCCAAAGUGGCCUCAGGAGAGCUGAAGAACGGGUUUGCUGUUGUAAGGCCCCCAGGCCAUCACGCUGAAGAAUCCGCAGCCAUGGGGUUCUGCUUUUUUAAUUCAGUUGCAAUUACGGCCAAAUACUUGAGAGACCAACUAAAUAUAAGCAAGAUAUUGAUUGUAGAUCUGGAUGUUCACCAUGGAAACGGUACACAGCAGGCCUUUUAUGCUGACCCCAGCAUCCUGUACAUUUCACUCCAUCGCUAUGAUGAAGGGAACUUUUUUCCCGGCAGUGGAGCCCCAAAUGAGGUUGGAAUAGGCCUGGGAGAAGGCUACAAUAUAAACAUUGCCUGGACAGGAGGCCUUGAUCCUCCCAUGGGAGACGUUGAGUACCUCGAGGCCUUCAGGUCUGUCGUGAUGCCUGUGGCCAAAGAGUUUGAUCCAGACGUGGUCCUGGUUUCUGCUGGAUUUGAUGCAUUGGAAGGUCAUACCCCUCCCCUAGGGGGUUACAAAGUGACAGCAAAAUGCUUUGGUCAUUUGACUAAGCAGUUGAUGACACUGGCUGAUGGACGUGUGGCGUUGGCUCUAGAAGGAGGACACGAUUUGACAGCCAUCUGUGAUGCAUCAGAAGCCUGCAUAAAUGCCCUUCUAGGAAAUGAGCUGGAACCGCUGGCAGAAGACGUUCUCCACCAAACCCCGAAUACCAAUGCCAUUACUGCGCUACAGAAGAUCAUUGAGAUUCAAAGCAAGUACUGGAGGUCAGUAAGGACGACAGCUCUGCCGAGGGGCUGUGCUCUGCCUGGCACUCAGCUGCAAGAGGAAACAGAGACAGUUUCUGCUCUAGCCUCCCUGACAGUGGAUGUGGAACAGCCCUUUGCUCAGGAAGACGGCAGAGCUGCUGGUGAGCCCAUGGAAGAGGAGCCAGCCUUGUGAAGUGCCAAGUCUCCCCCGAUAUUUCCUGUGUGUGACAUCAUUGUGUAUCCCCCCGACCCCAGCACCCUCAGACAUGUCUGCUGCCUGGGUGGUACAGUUCGAUGGAACAUAAACACUGGGCACAGAAUUUUGAACAGCAGCUUCACUUGUUUUUUGGAUGGACUUGAAAGGGCAUUAAAGAUUCCUGAAACGUAACCGCUGAGAUUCUAAAGUUACAGUAAACCACCAUUGGAAGAAACUGCCUCCAGCGCGCUUUUAUGCUGGGUGACCUACUCCCAGACAUUAAGGAUGGAGCUUGAAACCUUCAAUACAGCGUUAGAUAUUGUUCAUUUCAGAAGCUGCGACAGCCAGUGAAGUUUUGGGCAAAACCUGAGACAUUCGUUCCUGACAUUCUGAUCAGUGUUCUAUUGUGUAGUUUUCUGUCAAGCAGGUUUAAAUUGUUGAUAGGAUUUGUUUUCAGCUAUGAAUGAAUGGGAAUUACAGACAGAUUGCAGUGGAUUUUAGGGAUUUUUUUUCUUUUUGUUGUGUUUUCUUUUUUGCCUUUGUUUUAACACACACUUCAAUCCUUCCUGGGAAGAGAUCGAGAUGGAAGGCCUAGAGAGAAGCCUUUUUUGGUGGCAUAAACCAUGGUGUAUUUGAGUCCUCAUACCAAAGGUGCUUUGUACACUGUAUGGAAUGGUGUGUUGCUUUGUGUCAUAUCCUUUGAGUAAAAAAUUAUUUCACUCUGUUAACAUCUGCCUGGUGUCCUCACACAAGGUCUAUUUGUGGUCUGUCAGAUCGGGAGGUCUCUCCACCCCCAGCAUCCCUGCCUGGAAGACAGUGCCUCUGAGGAUGUGUCCCAUGGAGGAUGUACAGUGUCUUCCAAAAGUACUUCACGCUUCAGUCUAAUCCUAAUUUGUCCCAAAUCCGUCAGGCAUGUAUUCUCACACCUUUCUUUUUCUGCCCCUCUGCCUCGUUCCAUCUUAACUCUAUCCUUUCUUCUUUAGAAAAUGUGAAGACCACCCAUAAUCUCUGUUACUUGCUGAUUUGAGCAUUUAAUUUAUUUUGUUUGCUUUCCAGGUUAACCCACUUUCAUUACUUGAUUCGGUUCUUUUAGUUAGGAAAGUAUUGUAGUAAAUGGUUUAAGCAAUGCCACUGAAUUUUCCAGAUCCUGGAAAUGUGUUAGUGAAGACGUGGGCUAUCGGAAGUCCCUUUGACAAGGGCUUCUCAGGAAGUCCUGCUUUCACCUGAAAACACACCCAAAAUUUACCCUUUGCACAUGUGGCCUGAGUGGCAAACAUUAAAAAUUGAGGACUUUUAUUUCUGAUGUUACAAGCAGCUCACUGAAUACAACACAAGCAAGUUAGCCCCUACCUCUGAAAAUUCUAUUUCCGUGUCUGACUCAAACACCGAAAGAUGAUGGGGUAGAAUGCCUCACACAUUUAAUAUCUGACAGUGCUUUUGAACAUUGAUGUUUCUUUUUAUAUAUUUUCCUAACUCAAAGAAUAUAUUAAAGCCAUAAGUGAAGAUUGUCAUGCUUUUAUUCAGAAAUCUGAACAAAACCUUAAUUAAAACAAGGUUUUAGGGAAGGCCAUGAUAUGAGUGAUAGGGAGCAAUGUGGUUUCAGUUAGGGAGGACUCCCACCUGUAAAUCAAAGAUGAAAGGCUUCACUCAACUAGAAUUAUAUAACUCCCUUUUGUUAUAUAGUCUGACUAUAUUUUUCAUGCAUUUG
Messenger RNA from Nannospalax galili (Upper Galilee mountains blind mole rat), 5244 nucleotides. RefSeq names its product histone deacetylase 9 (gene Hdac9). The transcript is spliced from 27 exons. Gene Ontology annotation, cellular component: histone deacetylase complex. The record is from RefSeq and is a predicted model, not a curated record. Lineage: Eukaryota; Metazoa; Chordata; Mammalia; Rodentia; Spalacidae. Gene Ontology annotation, molecular function: histone deacetylase activity. Gene Ontology annotation, biological process: negative regulation of transcription by RNA polymerase II; chromatin organization. Bases 261 to 3533 code for a protein of 1090 amino acids.